This is a messenger RNA of Parascedosporium putredinis, 750 nucleotides long. The record is from the annotation of a GenBank genome assembly. Lineage: Eukaryota; Fungi; Ascomycota; Sordariomycetes; Microascales; Microascaceae.
AUGACGAGGAGCGUCCUCGCCCGCAUCUUCCGCAACGUCAGAAUGGCUCUACAUCCGCCCCAAGAAGAGAAGCUCAUCUACCUAGACCCGGCCUCGCCCAUCCCCCAAUUCCACAACUGGUACCGCCAAGCCCGCGCCGCCGCCCUCCCCGCCCCGCAGACCUGCGUCCUCUCCACCGCCUCCUUACCCUCGGGCCGCGUCUCCUCCCGCGUCGUCUACCUCAAGGAGCUCGACGCCGACGGCGCCUUUGUCAUCUACUCCAACUUUGGCACCUCGCGCAAGGCCCGCGACCUCGAGACCAACCCCUGCGCCAGCCUCGUCUUUUGGUGGGAGCCCUCCAGCGCCAGCCAAGCCUACUUCGAUACCCGCGAGCGCGCGAGCCGCGUCGGCGCAUGGGCGAGCAAGCAGAGCCUCGUCCUCGAACCCAAGUCCAAGCCCGAGGUGGACGGCGCACCACCCCCACCGCAACAGGGGAACCCCGCCAGGCCCAGCGGCAAGAAGGGCCGCAAGAUCAACAGCAGGACGGAUUGGGUCCACGCCGUCGAGCGCAGGUUCGAGGGCCACGAGCAGAUCCCGUGCCCCGACUUCUGGGGCGGCCUGCGCAUCGUCCCGGACAGGGUCGAGUUCUGGCAGGGCCGCAAGAGCAGGCUACACGACCGCUUCGUCUACGAGAGGGAUGAUGCCGUCCCUGAAGGCUUGGCCGUGACUCCCGCGGAAGCCAAGUGGAAGUUGAACCGGCUCAGUCCGUAA